CUUCCACGCCAAAGAAUCCACUAUGACUGAUUCGUCGCGUCCAUCCAAGUGCACGGUCAACUCGGCCGCGCCGUCGCCCCACCGCGUCGUGCCCCUGACUCCUCCGCCAAAGAUCUGCAAUACAAUCCUCGACCACAUUGGCAACACGCCAAUGGUCCGCCUGUCCAACAUUAUGGCCGCCGAGGGGCUCCAGUGCGAGCUGCUUGCCAAGUGCGAGUACUUUAACGCGGGCGGCUCCGUCAAGGACCGCAUCGGCAAGCGUAUGGUCGAAGACGCUGAAAUCAGCGGUCGCCUCCAGCAAGGCCACACUGUCAUCGAACCCACCUCUGGCAACACUGGCAUUGGCCUCGCGCUGGCGUGCGCCAUUAAGGGAUACCGCGCCAUCAUCACGCUGCCCGAAAAGAUGAGCCAGGAGAAGGUCAACGUCCUCCGCGCUCUUGGCGCUGAGAUUGUCCGCACUCCUACUGAGGCUGCAUGGGACGCCCCCGAGUCGCACAUUGGCGUUGCUAUGCGCCUCAACAAGGAAAUCCCCAACUCGCACAUCCUCAACCAGUACACCAACCCGGGCAACCCGCUCGCGCACUACGAUGGCACUGCCGAGGAGAUUUACAACCAAUGCGACGGCAAGCUCGAUGUGAUUGUGAUGGGCGCCGGCACCGGUGGCACGGUCACUGGCAUUGCGCGCAAGCUCAAGGAGCGAAUCCCGAACGUCAAGGUUGUUGGCGUCGACCCCGUCGGCUCCAUCCUGGCCGAGCCCGAGUCGCUCAACGUCAACGCCAACCAGCCAUACGCCGUCGAGGGCAUUGGCUACGAUUUCAUCCCCACCGUCCUCGACCGCACCCUGGUUGACCGCUGGAUCAAGACAACGGACAAGGAGUCGCUGCUCAUGGCGCGUCGUCUGAUUCGCGAGGAAGGCUUGCUCUGCGGCGGCUCGUCCGGCACGGCUGUCGUGGCUGCCCUCCAAGUCGCCAAGGAGCUCGGACCUGGCCAACGCUGUGUUGUGCUUCUUCCCGACUCGACCCGCAACUACAUGACCAAGUUCUUGAACGACGACUGGAUGAUUGAGCGUGGCUUCAUGGAGCGCCAGACUGAAGAUCCUCUUGGCAACGCCACGAUUGCAGAUCUGCAUUUGCGCACUCCCAUCACCAUUUCGUCAGACGUCACCUGCGCAGCGGCUGUUGCCGUGCUUCGCGAGAAUGGCAUUGACAAUCUGCCCGUUCUUCGCGCGGAUGGCUCGGUGGCUGGCCUUGUCACUCUGGGCAACCUGCUUUCCCGUGUCUCGUCUGGCCAGGUCAAGUCCACGGAUCUCGCGUCGAAGGUCAUGUUCAAGUUUUCCAAGAAGAAGGCGUACACUGAAAUUACAGACGCCACUCCUCUCGCCACUCUGCGCAAGUUCUUUGACAUUCACUCUGUCGCGUUUGUGACUGAAGGCGAAAACCGCAAGAUUAAGAGCGUUGUCACCAAGAUUGAUCUUCUCAACUUCCUUGUCAAGCAGGGCAAGUGAGAGACAACUGGGUCUCUUUUUUACAUUUUUGAUUGGAAUGGUGCGGACAAAUACACGAGUUUUGGUCACUACAA
Messenger RNA from Capsaspora owczarzaki ATCC 30864, 1578 nucleotides. Its product is annotated as pyridoxal-phosphate dependent enzyme. Gene Ontology annotation, cellular component: cytoplasm. Lineage: Eukaryota; Filasterea; Ministeriida; Capsasporidae. Gene Ontology annotation, molecular function: cysteine synthase activity; cystathionine beta-synthase activity. The record is from RefSeq and is a predicted model, not a curated record. The transcript is spliced from 6 exons. The coding region runs from base 23 to 1504 and encodes 493 amino acids.